This is a messenger RNA of Stomoxys calcitrans (stable fly), 997 nucleotides long. RefSeq lists its product as uncharacterized. The coding region runs from base 56 to 736 and encodes 226 amino acids. Gene Ontology annotation, cellular component: nucleus; transcription regulator complex. Gene Ontology annotation, biological process: regulation of transcription by RNA polymerase II. Lineage: Eukaryota; Metazoa; Arthropoda; Insecta; Diptera; Muscidae. The record is from RefSeq and is a predicted model, not a curated record. The transcript has 3 exons.
GACAUUUUUAUGAACAAGAUUUUUAGUUUGAAAGCAGCUUUAUAUAGUGUUCAUUAUGAUAAAUGACUACAAACUAGUCAAGCUUGUGGAAGAACAUGAAGUUUUGUAUAAUCGACGCCAUCCCCAUUAUAAAAUCAUGGACAAAAAGGAAGAGGCGUUCGUGGAAAUAGCAGCUGGCUUGGGUAUAACUGAUGUUCAUUUGGUUAUUAACCGCUAUCGCACACUGCGUGAUCGCUAUGCAAGAUACAAAAGAAUAAAAGAAACAACUGGUGAGAUUAGAUUCUAUCUUCCCAUAUUGGAUAAAAUGGAGUUUCUUGGUCCUCAUAUAUUCAACAAGAAAAAGGACAGAAAAACCAACUCUUGUGACAGCGACGAUUCUCAGGACCCUUUGCAUGUGGAAGCAAGCGAAACUUUAGAUGAAGCCCCAUCAGCAACGCAAAUAGAACGUACAGAACAAGCCGAAAGUAGGGGAUUUAAAAGAAAAUCAGAGAACGCAGGCGGACAUAAAAUAAACAAAGCAAGAUUUGUUAAGAGCGCCAACGAAUUAAAUGAGACCAUCAAUAGCUUCUUAAUGAUAAGCCAAGCAAAAACUGAAAAACAAAACAGUGGGGCUUUACAUGGCUUUCGCCAGAUGAUAAUAACAACAAUAGGACAAAUGGAUGUAACCAAACAAACAAAAGCUAUGCUGGGUGUGACAGAGGCAGUAAUGAAAAUCAAAAUGGAAGAUGAGGACUAAGAAUAAGAAUAUGCCACGCAUAAUAUAAAAGGACUAGCUUGAUGGUGUUAACAACAACUUUGCCUAAAUGGGCAAAGCAAUGCAAAUAUGAACGAAUGUUGUUUAUAAAAACCUAAAUAUAGCUUUUUGUGAACAUUAAAAAACUUAUAAUAUUGGAUAAUUCUCAACCUCGUUAAAUCUGUAAACCAAAGCUAUCCCAACCAUGUUAUGGGAAUAUCGAAUUAACUGUGGAAUAGCUAAAAACAUCUAGAAACACUUUAA